UUUAACCUUUUAUAAUUCCAGAUUCAAAAUGUUUACACCAGACAAUGAACCUUUAAAGAAGGAUAGAUAGACGUAUAGACGGACAGAAAAAAGGAUGCAUAAAAUGUUGUGGAAUCAUUGGUUUUGGAUAACCUACUUUAUCACAGCAGGUUUUGUCGUGGCCGGGGUACUGUCAGUACCAGUCAAACAAAAGGUUGACACAGAAUUAAACUCAGAUGAAAAUUCAACUGUACAAUCUCUCCUUUCCACCACAAACCCGGAGCAGGGUUUGGAGGAGAGCAAAACCAUUCUCCCCUGGUUUGCGGAGAGGCUGGGGAAUCUAGAUGAAGAACGGAAUGAGUUUCCAAGUUCAGGUUCUGGUAGUUUAGUUUUCAACACUCAGACAAGAAAUACAGAAUCUACAGGUACAGAGCCCGGGACAGAAGUACCUGGACCGGAAAAUUCAUCAAAAGACUCAAAAAACCUGGAGAAAAGGUUUGAUCCUAGCUCCGAGAGUGAAGUAGGAUCGGAGAGGGACGGAAAAGCUCUAAAUGUUCCGGUUCAUAUUAAAGUUUCCUCCGAGUAUAUAUUAUCUACUCUUCAUCCAACCUUCAGUCCUACUCUGGGUAGGGUUGAGGGUCUACUAGUUCCAAUGAUAAGCGGAUCCUUUACUCCAAGAUGGAACUCCCCCUCCUCCUCCUCCGCCCCCAGCUCUAAUCCAUGGAGCAACCUAAACCAAACUCAGGGUGAAAACCCAACCAGUGAUGCUCAUUUGGCUUUUAUAACCAACCCGAGUGAUAUUAAACCAAAGACGAGCGAGUUUAACUCUGGACUAUCUGAACCUACAGGAUAUAUAUCAUUAAAGGAAACCAACAUGUCAACCAAACGCCCCAGGAAGGAAAGUGAAGACAAUACACACAAAGAGAUAAUUCCCGAGAUAAAGUUUAGCGUAAACCAAGAUACACUAAACAGAACACUAAUCCACGAUCUCAAAACUAAAUCCACGAACCGGAGGGAACCAGUUGAAAAUAAUUUAUCGGAAACCCCGGAUUCUUACGGAAUCCUAAACAAAAAUCCAGUUUUGGAAGAAGAUGUAAGCGACGACGAUGAACCCAAUCAAUCCGAAAGAAUUGAAGUGGCGCGAACCUCCGAGUCCCGAGAAAUAAAACCGGGACGGAUGGGUUCAGAUGAUCUUGGUAGAUCACUAGAUCUCCAGGCUGAGCUUCUAGAGGUUCCAUCUCAGCAACUAGUUCCUCAACAAGAGUUAAGACUGGAAGGAGAGGGAGAGGAUCGGAUUACGUUUGAGAUUGAACGAAGACGACGGACGAGUUUUUUGGAUAUCAGUAACGUUGUCGGGAUAGCCUUAGGGCUUCUAGUCUUCCUUCUUAUUCUCUCAGGAGUAGCAGGUGGAUUACUGUACAGACGACAGUACAGUCAGAAGAGACAAGGAGAGAGAUUUUCUAAUUUUGAUUCGAGUAGUUUCGCGGGCAGUGAUACAUUCAAUACCAUCAGCUAUGCUGACUGUGCUGGGUUAGAGGUUAAUAAGGAUAAUUCGAGUGAAGAACUUUACAGCUUAGACAACGAUUCUUUUCUCAACAGUUUAGAAGCUAUGACAUUCUCAUCACCAGGGGAUACCUGGGAUACCAGGCAUACAAACCUAUAGGAUACCUGGGAUACCAGGCUUACAAACCUAUAGGAUACCUGGGAUACCAGGCUUACAAACCUAUAGGAUACCUGGGAUACCAGGCAUACAAACCUAUAGGAUACCUGGGAUACCAGGCAUACAAACCUAUAGGAUACCUGGGAUACCAGGCAUACAAACCUAUAGGAUACCUGGGAUACCAGGCUUACAAACCUAUAGGAUACCUGUCAUACCAGGCUUACAAACCUAUAGGAUACCUGGGAUACCAGGCAUACAAACCUAUAGGAUACCUGGGAUACCAGGCUUACAAACCUAUAGGAUACCUGUCAUACCAGGCUUAAAAACCUACAGGAUACCUGGGAUACCAGGCUUACAAACCUAUAGGAUACCUGUCAUACCAGGCUUAUAAACCUAUAGGAUACCAGGGAUACCUGCAGGCUUACAAACCUAUAGGAUACCUGGGAUACCUGCAGGCUUACAAACCUAUAGGAUACCUGGGAUACCAGGCAUACAAACCUAUAGGAUACCUGGGAUACCUGCAGGCUUACAAACCUAUAGGAUACCAAGGAUAACAAUGGUACUACUGAGAUACUUUAAUGUUGAAAAUAUCUAAAUUAACCGAGUUUAUAAAGUUUUAAACCCUGAGAUUUGUAAGUCUUUGAUGGCACGAUUAGGGAUGAAAUUACCCUUUAUAAAACUCCGAAUCGUGAGGAUGGAUUUGAUGUCAUGAAUUCUGUAUUUUUUUCAUCAUCCUUGUGCUUUAUGCGGGAAAUUAUUGUGAUACGUGUUCUGGAAACCCAAAACGCAUGAAUAUUGACAUAAUGUUUUGAAUCAUAAAAUUGAAAUAUUUG
Molecule: messenger RNA, 2472 nt
Organism: Eurytemora carolleeae
Lineage: Eukaryota; Metazoa; Arthropoda; Copepoda; Calanoida; Temoridae
Exons: 8
Coding region: 95-1642 (515 amino acids)
Source: RefSeq, a predicted model, not a curated record